AUGAACAAUGAACAAAGACAGCGACUUCGCCGAAUGCAAGUUGAUUUUGUGAAAAAUCUUCAUGAUGUUGAAGAUAUUGUGGAUUAUUUACUAUCACUGGAAGUUCUCUCACGGACACAAUCUGAACAAAUUUUAUUAUCCGGUCCUACGAUUCCCGAUAAAGUUCGCUCUCUCUUAAAUACCCUCGUUAGGUGCGGUCCCAAUGCCUAUGAUGCUUUUAUUGAUGCACUAGUGAAAACAAGCCAAAGUUUCCUUGUGGAUAAAAUGAAGGGUCUUGUUGUUGAUUCAUCCUCCUUUAAUACUUAUUCUUCAUCCAGCCAUAUGCGCAACCCACAGCAAAAGCCGAUAGAGUCUGCAGCUAACCAAUAUCUUACUGCCUAUCCUGUCAAUUCAACUCCUCGUGGUUAUAUUCUUUUAGUGAAUAUCGCGAAUUUUGAACCGGGGUGUGGUCUUAGUAACCGUCUUGGUUCCUCUGAAGAUGUUGCAGAUUUGAAAUCCAUGUUAACCGAUCUAGGAUAUUCUGUCCAGGUUUUACUUAAUUUAAGUUUUAUGGAGUUGGAAGCUGCUCUAAGUUCUUUCGUAAAGAACCCGGUUCACUAUUCUGUUGAUGCUGGAGGUCUAAUUGUCAUGUCUCAUGGAGUUCAGGAUUAUAUCUACACGUCGGAUGGGAAACUGUUCAGUAUAAACGACAUUCUUGAAGCAUUUACGAAUAAGUCUUUCCCUGCUAUGGCAGGCAAACCCAAACUUAUCCUCUUCCAAGCCUGUAGAGGGGACGAAAAGGAUCGGGGAUAUUUAUUUGAACCCGAUACUGCGGCCUUGAAUAAUCAGUCUUCACAUCUUGAGAAUGUAGAUAGUACACUAGUGGUCAAUAAAACCAACUGGAAAUGUCUUCCUUCAAUGAGCGACUAUAUUAUCGCAUACUCGACUCUUCCUGGUUUUGUAUCAUGGAGAUCUGAAACGAAGGGUAGUUGGUUCAUCCAGAUUCUUGUGGAAGUAUUUCGAAAGUUCGCUUCUUCUCUUCAUGUCCUUGAUCUCCUGACUGAAGUUAAUCGACGUCUGGUUGAGGAGUCUCAAGAUAGGGAGUUCAAGCAAAUUACUCAACAACAGCAUACUCUUACUCGGCCAUUUUAUUUAUCAACUGCAAAUCUUAAACUUUGA
This is a messenger RNA of Rodentolepis nana, 1158 nucleotides long. Lineage: Eukaryota; Metazoa; Platyhelminthes; Cestoda; Cyclophyllidea; Hymenolepididae. The record is from the annotation of a GenBank genome assembly.